Molecule: messenger RNA, 1602 nt
Organism: Penicillium oxalicum
Lineage: Eukaryota; Fungi; Ascomycota; Eurotiomycetes; Eurotiales; Aspergillaceae
Product: putative arabinan endo-1,5-alpha-L-arabinosidase C
Exons: 7
Coding region: 1-1602 (533 amino acids)
Biological process (GO): carbohydrate metabolic process
Molecular function (GO): hydrolase activity, hydrolyzing O-glycosyl compounds
Source: RefSeq, a predicted model, not a curated record
AUGAACACAAACAAGACCCUUUUUAACCAGCAAAACAAUAGCUCCACUCUUCCUGCCCUUGUUGGACCUCGGUUUACGUUGGUCUCGUCCCGUCCCAUGAACGAGAACAAUGCGAGUCUCUUCGUCGGUAUUCGUGGCUUCGAGGGUCCAGGUAGUCCAGAUCCAGCAUCAAGCUGGGAUCUAGAAUUUGUGGCUGAAAUGGUAACCAGUUCCUCGAGUGCUCCUCUCGGCUCGUUUGGCGAAGUUGAGAAAACACAUGAGACAAUUGCCCUGGCACCUUACACAGCUGAUGGAUCUCCGGGAGGGGACGAUGAGUUCCUCGGCAAGCCCGUCGACUUGCCUGAUUUCGAUCAAGGCACAAAGACAGACAGAGUCCCUCUCGAGCUGAACUAUCUACUGAAGCGGAGACUGCUGCAAAGCUCUUCUGCCGAACGCCCUGAUGGCUACAAUCUGCACGAGCCUUGCAAGGCUCUCAAGAGAAUCGAACAAUUACCCCGUGAGUCGACAAGCAGACCGACACCGACACGCGCAUCUAAGCUCCGAUCCCGUCGACACUGUUUUUAUUUUCUUACAAAGGGAGCUAGAGGCUACUUAGAAUUUACAAUUGUCCAUUUCAAUAUUCUGAAAAUGCUGGCCAUUUUUCUAUGUUUCUUUUUUGCACUCGCAAGUGCCUAUCCAGCGCGAGGCCCUUGCACAGGAGACUGCUGGACUCAUGAUCCAUCACUGAUUCGUCGCGUGUCCGAUGGCACUUAUUUUCGAUUCUCUACCGGUACUGGUGUCAACACGAUGACCUCUCCAUCGCUGACGGGACCGUGGGUGGACGUUGGUCCAGCAAUGCCAGAUGGCUCCAUCAUCCGCGUUGAUGGGGUUGACAGCAAGAAUAUUUGGGCCCCCGACGUGCAUUAUCAAGAUGGACUUUACUACAUGUACUACGUACUCUCCAAACUGGGCACCCAAAACUCCGAGAUUGGCGUGGCCACCUCGCCGACGAUGGAACCCAAGUCAUGGACCGACCACGGCAUCGUUGGAAUCCCUGCCAACAGCGCCUACAAUCGGAUCGAUCCGAACUGGAUCGAGGUGGAUGGGAAACAGUACCUUCAAUUCGGCUCCUACUGGCAAGGAUUAUUCCAAAUUCCCAUGGAAAGUCCUCUGCAUGUCGAAUCCGGCUCACCGCACCAACUUGCUCUCAAUUCAAGCUUAAAUCAUCGCAUCGAAGCUCCUUUCUUGUAUCAACAUGAUAGCUACUACUAUCUAUUUUAUAGUGGCGGUAUCGCUGGCUCCUAUACCGCUACAUCCCCGCCACCAGGCGAGGAAUACCGCAUCGACGUCUGCCGCUCGUCGAGUGCGACUGGUGAAUUUGUUGAUCAAACAGGCAAAUCUUGCCGGGAAUCAGGUGGUACUUUGAUCCUCGCCAGUCAUGACCAGGUGUAUGCACCCGGAGGACAAGGCAUUCUGGACGACGAGGAUCUCGGCCCUAUUCUCUACUACCACUACUAUUCCCUCACGGCCAAACAAAGCGGCGGCACCGGCAUCGAUGGCUAUCUUUACGGCUGGAAUGAGCUGGACUUUUCAACGGGCUGGCCCGUCGUCAAGGCAGUCUGA